UCUGCUUUGACCCCAAACUGCUCGGAUCGGUUCGGUUCGGAUCGGAUCGGCCCAGGAUGCGGCCCUUCUAGGUGGAUCAGUCAUGCUUUGGGUGAUGAAUGAAUGGCAAAGAGAGCCUCCAAGCCGCGGACUCUUUGGACUCUUCAGACACGCGCACAGGUGAUGGAGGCUGAAGAGUGAAGCGCAGAUCCUGAAGGGUGAAGAUGCAGCACACCACAUGCACAGAGGACCGGAUCCAGCACGCCCUGGACCGAUGCCUGGAUGGGCUGAGAACGAGUCCCACUGCAGCGCAUCACUGGAACGUGCUGAUGUGCUCAGCGGGUCAGUCGAUGAACCGCUGGAGCCUGGAGGAGCUUGUGAAGAGAGAUCCUGAGAACUUCCUCAUUCUCCUGCAGCAGAUCAUCAGGAAAACCAGAGAGGCCCAGGAGCAGUGUCAGUAUGAGCUGGUGCCCCCCCUCGCCAUCAUGUUCACCUCCACUCUUCUGCAGACUCCGUACUGCCCCCCCCACUCUGAGCUCCUAGAGGAAGCCCUGGAGGUGUUUUACAGCUUCCUCACUUGGCCCGAGCCGUACUGCAGUGUGUGCAGGGAGCUCCUCUCCAUGCUGCAGCUGGAGAUCAAGGCACCUGGAAUUUCCUUUCAGAGGCUGGUUAGAGAAGAGCAGGGUCUGAACACCCCCGACCAAACUUCAAAGACCAUGUCAUCCUUCCUAGGAAUUCUUCAGACGCUACCUUUGCCCACAGCCAAAACCUACACGUUCCACUGGGAGAAGGAUAACUUUGAUGUUCUGCACACGCUUCUGGAGCGCGAUGUGGACGAGUUUGGCACCAGCGAGCAGCAGGAGGCGGUGGAGGAGGAGGAGGAGAAGGAGGCCGGAUUUUAUUCCCAGCAGGAUUUGACAGAGUACGACGAGGAGAGCGGAGCGGUGGAUCCGGCACUAAUUGUGGCCAACAGCUGCAACAGCAGCCACCGUGUCUCCACCUUUUCCACCAUCUCCUCCCUGUCCACCACCUCCAAAGACUCCAUGUACUCCACCUUGUCUGUGGCGUCCGAGUCCUACCCCCCCUCCAUCUAUUCCGGGGUGGACAGCGACUACUUCGAAGACUCCGACGACUACAUCAGCUCCUCUCCUGUGGCGGAGAAAUGCUCCCCCAAGUCCAGUAAGGUUUCCACCCGCCUCAGCCAGCACUUCCACCGGCUCUUUAUCAAACCCAAGAACCCCAGGAUGCUGUCCAGGGCGAAGAGCCUGGGAAACUCUGAAUCCAAAGACAUCCUGGUGGUGCGCGAGACGCGCUCCAACUCUCUGCCGCAGCAGGUCCGGCUGUUUAGCUCCGACUCUCUGCCCAGGCCUCAGAUCCAGGCUCUACGACACGUCUGCUUCCGGAGGAGGCCCAUUCUGAGCAGCGAUGAGGACAAUAAGAACACCACGCUAAGAGUGGUGGUGUUUGGUGCCGAUCACGUCGCCGGGAAGGUGGCCCGAGCCUACAGCAGCCUGAGGAAGAACGAGAGCGCGUGUCCGCGACUCACCAGAGCCUUUAACCUGCAGUUCUACUUUGUGCCGGUAAAGAGGGAUCCGGGAUCAGGACAUCGAAGGUCCUCCACCCCUUUGGUCCAAACCGGAUCUCCAAAAGGAUCCGGCCUGCUCCUGCUGAUGCUGGCGUGUGGAGAGAGGAGGACGGAGGUGUUCGUUCACUCCCUGGAACUGGGUCACACAGCGGGAACGCGAGCCAUCAAGGCCAUGGGUGCCGCCAGUAAACGGUUUGGCAUUGACGGCGACCGAGAGGCUGUGCCCCUCACUCUGGACGUGGUCUACAACAGGGUGGUGGUCAGUGGAAGAAGUCAGUGGAGAAGAGAAACCAAGGUCUGCACUUCCGUAAACUUGAUCAAAGCGUGCAAGAACCCAGAGGAGCUCGAUUCAAAGAUGGAGUGUCUGCAGCUCACCAUGACCGAGGUGCUGAAGAGACAGAACGGCAAAAGCAAGAAGGGCUACAACCAGCUCAGCGUGACAGAAGUGAAGGUCGACAAGGUGCAGGUCAGCGGAGUUGGAAACACAACGUUUGCCGUUUGUUUGGACCAGGAUGAGAAAAAAAUACUCCAAAGCGUUACCAGGUGUGAAAUAUCCGUGUGCUACAAACCUGACAGCUCCACCGACUGGAGGCUGAGAAAAUCCCAGGCCUCGGCUCAGAUCCAGCCUCUCAACCCCACCUUCUGCUCCCUGCUCUGCCUGCCCAUUGUGACCUUCAGCGGGGCUUUACCCUGAAAGCUCCCCCUUCUGCAUCCAUCAGAAUAAGAGAAUCCUCUCUUAUUCGUCGUAAACUUUGCACACGGCUCAGAAGGAAAAACAUGCAGGGAACUCUCGAUCCAACAUGGCCGACCUCGCACCUCAGGCUCAGCCGUCCUUGAAUCAGAUCAGAAUAUCUCGCCUUAUCUGUGCAAUGCAGUCCUUCUGUUAUGAAGAGAACUUUUCAAGUUUCACAGUCAAGGUUUCGCUUCCUUAUUUGUUGUUUUUCGACAGAACUGACUUUAACCGCGGUGACGUAGCAGUGUAUGAUGGUUGAUCAGGGUAAAUAUUCUUUCUCAGGUGAAACCAGCAUUACCUUCACCUGUUUGGUGAAAUGAGUCCAACACACUGGAACUGUUUUUAUCUUGAUCAGCCUACUUGACAAUCGAUUCUUAACUAUAUGCAGAUUGUUUGACAGAAUCUGAGAAAGCACACUAUAGAUGUACAUUUUAUGCUCUUAAGAUAUUAUUUCAUGUACUAUAACUUUUACUAGAUCCUGUCCUGUGUUUGUUUUUUAAUGUAAUCUGAUAAUAUUUCUCCCAAGGAGUUACUAUUGUCACAGUUUUAACUGCAGCUAUAAAUAUGACCACCAGGGGUCACUAUUGACUUUCCAUUAAACUUCCACUCUAUGUUUAAAAUCAUUUGAACUUGAAACUCUGACAGUACUGUAAUAAAUCAUGGAAAAUAAAAAUCACAGUCCGACUCCAUAAACGAUAAAGUCAACGGAUGGAUAUUAUGAUGAUUUCAAACGGACAUUUUAUGCAACUGAUUAACUGCACUUUCUAAAAAUGUAUCAC
Cyprinodon variegatus (sheepshead minnow) is the source of this 3076-nucleotide messenger RNA. It is a transcript of the gene pik3r5, whose product is annotated as phosphoinositide 3-kinase regulatory subunit 5-like. The record is from RefSeq and is a predicted model, not a curated record. The transcript has 14 exons. Bases 204 to 2258 code for a protein of 684 amino acids. Gene Ontology annotation, cellular component: phosphatidylinositol 3-kinase complex, class IB. Lineage: Eukaryota; Metazoa; Chordata; Actinopteri; Cyprinodontiformes; Cyprinodontidae. Gene Ontology annotation, molecular function: 1-phosphatidylinositol-3-kinase regulator activity. Gene Ontology annotation, biological process: G protein-coupled receptor signaling pathway; positive regulation of MAP kinase activity.